AUGGAAAAGAUCUACGUCAUUUGCUUCCUGGAAGUGGUGAAGAUGCACAACAAGGUCGAGCUCCGCAGUCCUAUGAUGGUCUUCAAGGUGGUGAUCGGGCUUCGCAGGUGCUUGGUGAUGCUGCUCAACAAGGUCGGGCUCUUCGUGGCGCUGUGCAUGGUGAAGGUGCUCAACAAGAUCGGGCUCUGCAUGGCACGGUGCUUGGAGAUGAUGCUCUACGUGGAGUUGCGAUUGGAGAUGGAGGAGCUCAUCAUGGUCGGGCUUUGCAUGGCACUGUGCUUGGAGAUCUACCUGGACAUGGUCGGGCUUUGCAUGGUGGUGCGGCUGAACAACUUCAUGGUCUUCCUCGAGAUGAACGACUCCAUGGUGGCGCUGAACUACAUGGUCUUCUUCGUGACGGACGUCUUCAUGGUGGAGGAACUAUGGGUGUUGCACCAAUGCCGGCAUCAUGGGAAGCGUCUGGAGGUGGAAGUGGUGGAAAAGCUGAACUGCCGACGUUGCCGAAUGGCGCAUCGCCGUUGGAGUUUGGAGAUUGGCUUUGUCUUUGUGGACGUGGAAAUCAAAAUGCAGCUGCAGCAAACAACAAAGCGGCUGUCAAGCAAGCUUCAGUUGGAAAAGGUCAAGAUGGUGGAGUUGCAAGCUCAACAACUGAUCAAACUUCCUCCAGUACAAGCGCUGAUGGUCCAGGACUGGGUGCUGAGAGUCGAUGUGGAACUUCACAAUGGAUGUCCCUACGUUGCUCAUGAAUUUGGAGCAAAGCUGCUGACGGUGUUGGAACAGCAUCAAAUUCAACAAGAGCUGAAAAAGAUAACCUUGAAGUCGAUCUUGACAAGAGGGGCUGCCGGUCUUGGCAACAACAUGAGCAUUGAAAUGGCGAUGCUUGUCAAGCUCAAGGAGGUCAUGCCGACUCUGCCUGAAGAUUUGGCGUUGAAGCUGGUCCCAGAUCUCUCAGUGCUCACGGACCCCAACAUCGGCUUGAACCUUCCAUGGAAUCGCAGAAAGCGAAAAAGACUCAUGAUGGCAAAGAAUGUGAUCAUCCACAUGUACAGUGGACCUGAUGCUUCUUACUGGGAGCGGCGUUUGUCAAAUGAGCACACUGAGGUGCUGUGCGUGGACUUGGAAGCCUCAACACCUUCAAAUGCUUUGGAUGAAACAACCUUUGCGUUUUUGCUUUCCUUGUGCGCCAGCAAACGUGUCAAAGCUCUACUUGGAGGCCCUCCAUGCAGAACAACAAGUGCUCUCAGGUUUCAAAAAGAUGAUGGUCCACCAAUUCUUCGAACAGAAGAUCACCCAUAUGGUUUGCCAUCAUUGACUCCACAACAAGCUGAAUUGGUCACCAAUGACUCAAUUCUGUGGCUCCGGUUGAUGCUGAUGUACAUCCUCUGCGAAGAAGUGCGUCCAAAAGAACAAGCUCAAACUGCAUUUCUUUGUGAACAACCCCAAGACCCAGCGGAAUACCGCAAGAAGGAGGAUGUGGAUGAGCACCAGUACUUUUCAAUGUGGAGAACUCAGGAAUGGAAAAGCUUCCAAGAAGCCUACAACGCCAAGCUGAUCUCCUUUGAUCAAGGGCUGCAGUUGCUGAAGCAAUCAGCAGAUGGAUUCGCCGUGAAGCGCCUCCACGUGAAGGACCUGAAGAUCCUACUGGCGUUGUUUACGCCGAUGACGAUGUCCGACCUGUUGGUGUCGCUGCAAUUGGAAAUCUCUCGGGUGAUCCUCAAGAACAACAACCUGGAGAUGGUCAACCACCUCAACAACAUGGUGAACGAGUUCAACAACCAGCGGGCCACGAAGCUCAACAUGAACAAGGUCUUCCUGCAGACGUUGCUGACAGAAGCUACAGCUCUGGAGUUGAAAAGCGAGAGCGAUGAAGCUGAUCCGUUGUGGAUAGCUGCGGUGCUGCUGAUGAUCCUUGGGGCAAUCUAUGCAGGCAAAUUGACAAUGAUGUCAGCGAAGUGUUGCCUGAGACGAUUGCAAUGGGUCAACGAGCCUCAAGCAGUUGUUUCACGUGAUGGUGAUGAAUCAUCAAGCUCCGCUACCAAAGGUGUUGAAAUGAGAUCGAGUUUGAGGCGACGCUCGGGCUCUUCGAGCGGAUCUGGCCCUGCGCAGGCCCCUUCUGCUGGAUCUAUAUGCAGUUCUGGCCCUUAG
Cladocopium goreaui is the source of this 2145-nucleotide messenger RNA. The record is from the annotation of a GenBank genome assembly. Lineage: Eukaryota; Dinophyceae; Suessiales; Symbiodiniaceae.